UCUUUAUUAUUGUCUCACUAUUUUGACAUUUAAUGUGCAUUAGGUUUGUCUUUGUAAGCUGACUAGACGUUUAGAGUCAGUGUCUUUACUGUACGCUUUUACUUUGAGCCUCAUAGCGCUGGGAUAACGGUUUCCUGUGUGAAAGUAACCGCACGGAUAGCAACGAAUCACCAGGUGGACCAGAGCUAGAGCUGAUUUGGACUGGGCUGAAAAACACCACACCUUUUUUUGGGACAACUUCACUCAUAGGGCUUACAUCAUAGUCCACUAGAUACUUCCAUCACGUUACAUGGAAUAGUUCUGGAUCCAAAUCCCAUUUUUGGCUUUUCUUCCUGUUCACGGAUGGCAUGGCUUUUAAAGAAACUUGAUUUUUCUUGAAGUGUUUGGAAACUUGUGGGCAAUACGAAGUAACUGUUAAAGUUUGGUGUUGUUCUAAAGAUGGAGCAGCAAGCAGCUGGAGGGGAGGACCCAAACAAACCCUCCAAAAAGAAAACCAGUGAGGAGGAGAGUAAAAACAAAAAACUGAACAUACACAUAAAAACAUUGGCUGAUGACAUGCGUGACAGAAUCACCAGUUUUCGAAAGCAAGGUAUGAAGAAGGAGAAGCUUCUCAUCCAGCACCCCACAGACCCCAUCUACACCCAGACCGAGCUGCCUGUGCCCCAGCCGCUCUUCGACGAGCGCUCCAUGAACCUGUCAGAGAAAGAGAUUAUCGACUUGUUUGAGAAGAUGAUGGAGGACAUGAAUCUAAAUGAAGAGCGGAAGGCCCCUUUGCGUGGGAAGGACUUAAGCACCAAACGUGAGAUGGUGGUCCAGUACAUUUCUGCCACAGCCAAAUCUAUAACUGGGAGCAAAGUUGCGGGUGGACUGAGGAACAGCAAGCACGAGUGUACACUCUCGUCACAGGAAUACGUACACGAGCUGCGCUCAGGUAUCUCCGAAGACAAACUGCUCAACUGCCUGGAGUCCCUUCGUGUGUCCUUGACCAGCAACCCCGUCAGUUGGGUGAAUAACUUUGGACAUGAGGGUCUUGGAUUGCUUUUGGACGUGCUGGAGAAGCUUCUUGACAAGAAACAGCAAGAGAACAUUGACAAGAAGAACCAGCAUAAACUCAUUCAAUGCCUCAAGGCCUUCAUGAACAAUAAGUAUGGGCUGCAAAGGAUCUUGGGGGACGAACGAAGCCUUCUCCUCCUGGCGAGGGCCAUUGAUCCCAAGCAGACGAAUAUGAUGACUGAGAUUGUCAAGAUUCUGUCAGCCGUAUGUAUCAUUGGAGAGGAAAACAUUCUGGAUAAGAUCCUGGCAGCCAUGACCAUUGCAGCGGAGAGGAAUAAUAAGGAGAGGUUUGCUCCGAUAGUGGAGGGACUGGAGAACCAUGACGCUCAGCAGCUACAGGUAGCCUGCAUGCAGCUGAUCAAUGCCCUCGUUACCUCCCCGGAUGAUUUAGACUUCAGGAUACACUUACGAAAUGAGUUCCUGCGCUGCGGCCUCAAGAAGAUCCUACCAGAGCUGAAAGAGACUGAGGAGCUCGACAUUCAGCUGAAGGUGUUUAAUGAAAAUAAGGAGGAGGAUUCCAUCGAGCUGUCACACCGUCUAGAUGACAUCCGCGCCGAGAUGGAUGAUAUGGGUGAAGUGUACCAUCUCCUGUCCAACAUGGUGAAAGACACAGGCUCAGAACCUUACUUCCUGUCCAUCCUUCAACACCUGCUGCUCAUCAGGAAUGAUUAUUAUAUCAGGCCUCAAUAUUACAAGGUGAUAGAGGAGUGUGUGUCCCAGAUCGUCCUCCACCGCAGUGGCAUGGACCCUGAUUUCGGCUACAGGGAGAGGCUAGAUGUAGACUUUAGUCACCUCAUCGAGCAAUGUGUGGAUAAAGCUAAAGUGGAAGAGAGCGAUCAGAGAGCGGCUGAAUUCUCCAAAAAGUUUGACGAGGAGUUCAGCGCACGGCAGGAAGCGCAGGCUGAGCUGCAGAAACAAGAGGAGAAAAUCAAAGAGCUAGAGGCGCAGAUCAACACUCUACAGGCCCAGUUGACUAGUGAGAGAGACAAGCUAAAAGAGGCAGAGAAAUGCAUCAACGAAAGAAACAAGGUUGCGGCUGGAUCUGGAGCUGCUGGUGCCAUUCCUCCACCACCCCCACCACCAGGUGGCAUUGCACCUCCACCUCCUCCACCCCCUCCACCACCCCCAACUGCAAACGGUGGCAGACCACCUCCUCCUCCCCUACCAUCAUGUCUGGGACCACCGCCACCGCCACCUCCACCUGGGUGUGGUCCACCACCUCCACCCCCACCUCCUGGUGGAGGGCCUCCCCCACCUCCGGGUAUGGCUCCUCCCCCACCUGUUGUCCAGCUGCCUUACGGGCUGGUGCCCAAGAAGAUCUACAAACCUGAGACCGUCAUGAAGCGUGUGAAUUGGUCGAAGAUAGUGCCUCAGGAGAUGGCGGAAAAUUGCUUUUGGCUCAAAGUCAAAGAGGAGCGCUUUGAGAACACAGACAUGUUCGGCCAACUUUCACUCUCCUUCUCUUCCAAAUCCAGAGUGAAAAAGGAAGUGGACGAAACAGAUGACAGGAUGACACAUUUCAAGAAAAAAGCGAAAGAGCUGCGAAUUCUAGAUGCCAAAACAGCCCAGAAUCUGUCAAUUUUCCUGGGAUCAUUCCGGCUGCCUUAUGAAGAGAUUCGGAAUAUUGUGCUGGAGGUGGAUGAGGAGAGGCUAAGUGAAGCACUAAUCCAGAACCUGAUCAAGAACCUUCCUGAGCAAAAGGAGCUGAGCAAUCUUGCUGAGCUGAAGACUGAAUACGAGGAGCUUUGUGAGUCAGAGCAAUUUGGCAUUGUGAUGAGCUCAGUGAAGAUGCUGCGUCCUCGAUUGAAUGGGAUCUUGUUCAAACUGACAUUUGAGGAGCAGGUGAACAACAUCCGGCCAGACAUCAUGAAUGUGACAUUUGCCUGCGAGGAGGUGAAAAAGAGUGAGGGUUUCUGCAUGCUGCUGGAACUGGUGCUGCUGAUCGGGAAUUACAUGAAUGCCGGCUCCCGAAAUGCUCAGACGUUCGGUUUCAACAUCAACUUCCUCUGCAAGCUUCGUGACACAAAGUCAACAGACCAGAAUAUGACUCUUCUGCACUUCCUGGCUGAGAAGUGUGAAGAAAAGUAUCCUGAGAUCCUUAAGUUUCCUGAUGAGCUCCAGCAUGUGGAGAGUGCAAGUAAAGUGACUGCCCAGAUCCUGAAAGCCAGCCUGGACACUAUGGAACGCCAUAUCCAGAGGCUGGAGAACGACAUCCAGAAUUUCCCCAAGACCGAUGACAAGCAGGAUAAGUUUGUGGAAAAAAUGUCUGGUUUCUCGAAGCAUUCGCGAGAGCAGUACGAGAAGCUCUCUACAAUGCACAAGAACAUGCAGAAACUCUAUGAGAGCCUGGGAAGCUACUUUGCCUUCGACCCGCACACCGUCAGCAUCGAGGACUUCUUCGGAGACCUGGCUAACUUCCGCAGCCUCUUCAUGGAUGCUGUUCGGGAGAACCACAAGAAGAGGGAGAUGGAGGAGAAGAUCAAGAGAGCCAAGCUAGCAAAGGAGAAGGCUGAGCGAGAGAAGCAAGAGAGACAGCAGAAGAAGAAACAGCUGAUUGACAUGAACAAAGAAGGUGACGAGACAGGCGUGAUGGACAGUCUGAUGGAGGCCCUGCAGUCUGGAGCAGCCUUCCGUGAUCGCAGGAAACGAACCCCACGCAACGGUGAUCAAAGCCCUUCCUGUUCUGCACCUCGGUGGCCAGGUGCUAACCAUGACAACCGUCGCACUGGUUUGGAAAGAUCUCGUUCGCGCCACAAUGCAAACCCUAUGGUCCGAUGAUCGCUUGCCGGCUAAGGACGUUUGCCAAGUGCCAAAGACCCAAGAGUGGGGACACCGAGGAGGGCUGAACAGGGAUUGAGAGAGCCUGCAAGAGCCCCUCCCGGCAUUUCUUGAACACCCUUCAUUCACAUACCUACACAUCAGCAUGCAUACAGAACGCAGAACAAACCUCAAAGACAUGAUCAACUGCUGCAGACCCACUACUUCACCUGAUAAACAUGACCCUUACUCCUCUCUGCCUUAAAUACCUGUACAAUUUGAUCUUACUUCAUUUUGUGCUUCUUUUCAUAGGGACUGUUAAAUUUAGGGGUGUUUGAGAUUUUUCUUUGUUUGUUUGUUAUUUCCCUGACUGCACCGGUUUUGUUUAUGUCUCAAUGCAUCUCACGACGCUAACUCCCCUGAUCUGGCUCAUGUCCAUCCCUCUAUCUGCAAACAAUUAAAUGAUUGGCUGCAGUUUGAUCUCUCGUGAUUGAAUUUUUAGAGCACACAAACACACUCUUCUUGUUGACAAAGGGUCAAAAGCAUCAGAGAGGACGGCGUGGUUCUGUAUGCAUAUCAGUGAAGGGACUUUAUUUACUGCAUUGAUAAAACAAAAACCUUGGCUUGAUUGAUUCUGCCACCCAUUCUGCUUUUUAUUCUACAUGACAGAUAAUGUUUAGAUUUUCAGUAAUUCCCUCACAUUUCACCAUCAGCCCUGCUCUGCAACAUACAAUCUCUGAUCACUGCCUCUCAUCAUAUAUUACAGAAUAUAUACAUGGAGCAACAUGAAAAAAGCUGCUGAUUUUAGCAUCAGUGCUUCAGUGUGUAGACAUCUGUGCUGUGUAAAAGCUGCCAUAAGGUACCUGUGGUGGUUGAAAGAUAUUGCUCUGUAUCUACAGUAAACACUUCAAACAAAUGUAGACCUUUCGAAUGCAAAGUCAAAGGUUUUAUUAAGCUGCAGAUUUUUAUACAUCUGCUGGUUAUGUGAAGCAAACAGGAAUCAAAGAGAUGCCAUUGAUUUUCUUUAUUCAAACAUUUCACAGGGUUUCUUUUGAUUCCUUUUUAAAGUCACUGUGCUUUUAGCUAUUAGUGUUCUUGUAGAAGAGUAUUUUAGUGAACUGUAGCUUAGUGUUUUGUCAAGAUCCACUGGUCAUUUUUAAGAGCUCUCAGAUGUGCAACCUCUUCAGCCCCUCCACAUUUUACCUCACCAUCUCAGCCCUGUCUCAGAUUUGAAAAGCGCAAAGCAGUUGUCCAAAAUAUUAUCAAGGAUCCGAUUUACUCUACUAGACAUCUAUAGCGCCUCCUUUGUACUCAAAGCUCAUUUUAGUGUCAAUCUUUCAUUAUUUGUGAAAUAUGUACUUUAUGUAAUCAGAGUUUGCCAGAUAAUGCCUAAAGCCUUGGAUAUGUAAAUAUUAACCGGAUUCCAGUGAAGAGGCCUCUUGAAUGUGAGGACAUACAGAUGUAGAAUACUGACAGCAAGCAGUGUUGACAACAUUGUGGCUGUCGUCAUGUGAAAACCAUUAGUGAAAUCACUCUGCCACCUACCCAAACUCUUGCUUGUGGCAGCAGUAGUCAUUUGCCAUGUUUUUGCCCCCCAUUUCCAUAACACUGCAGGCAAACUAUAUGCAAAACAGUGUCUUCUCUCUUUUGGAUGACUGGAGCAAUGCUGCCUAACAUACUGGUACAUGUCACACUGAAAUUCCAGCGAAGGCAACGUGUUGAGUUUGCACAUCCAAUGCUUUUCUGACCCGAAGUCCCACUAGAUGCUAUUUUCUGCCAGUACUAAAUCAGUUCUGUACAAAUGCAAGUGUGGAAGACCAAAGUGUGGUGCAGAACGCCCAUGCUUUUAAACAAACCCUGUUACUCCAGCUUUCUCCUCACACUGUGUUUGCAUGCACUCUCAAGAGAGAGGAAAGGUUGAGAUGCAAUGUAUCGCAAUCCAUUGAUUUGCUUUUCUAAUUAAAACUGCCCUCUGAAUGGUUUCCAGAGCCACACAAAAGAAGCUGCACUGCUCUCACGGCUCGCACUACUGGCUAUUUAAAACUCAUGUUAAUGGUAAUUAGAGCACACUGUCAGUGCAGAUGGCUCCAACAUGCAUUUUUUCCAGUCUGAUCAAACUCAGAGACCUGUAACAUUCAUUAAUCUGACAGACAGCAUCACUGGAAACCAAUAAUUAAUCCAGAAAAAUAUGUACAUUUUUAAAUAUUUUUUUUUUUUUUUUUUUUUGGAAAUUGGUUUUUAUAUAUGUGCCAAAAUUUGACAAUGACAAAAGUAACUAGACUGAAAUUGUAUCCAUUAUCAAUAUUGUUAUGACUGAAAGGGAGAGUAAGAGGGAAUAACUGAUCAGUUGAAUCUGAUUUGUUAAAAUCACACUAAUAUGAAGCUUCUGUAUGGUAAAAGUAAAGUGAUGAAUUGGUCAUACAGUACAUGACCAAUGGAUGGAUACCUAGCAGCAAUUCAACCCUUCAUACAGACUGAUGAGAGGCCGAGCUCUUUCCAGAGAGAACUACAUCCCAGAGAUAGGACAUAGAUUAUUCAUCAUUUUACAAUGCUAAUGUCAAAUGUCUUUGAAAUAUUCUUCAAAAUUCUAUGUAAUUUAUAGAUUGUUUUUUCUCUUUGUCCUAAGAAAACACUUUUAUUUUAUGCCAUACAGUGAUUGACCCCUCCAUUUGUGAUCUUGGUGUUAAACUUGUGUAUUACUAUAGGCUAAUAUAUGUGUCAUGUGUAUUCGAUGAGAAUAUUUUAGAGAAUAUAUCAUAAUGCAGGUUAGAGUCUGCAGAUGACUGACUGUGUAAUGUGUUAAAGUCAGAUCCAAUUCUUAAAUGGAUACGAGACAGAGGCCAGAAGGAGGCAAGAAAAUAUGAAGUUACUAGUGCCAAUUUAGGUCCUCUGCUGUCUCAUUUAUCUACAUUUCCUCAAUGUACUCAGUUCCGAUUGUAUGAUGGUGCACUUUAACUUGUUAAAUAUAGACCUGGAGCAGUCUUUUAAUUUGUGAUAUUCCUUAGCAUAUCAUUGCCAAAACAGACCUCUUGCAUGUGUGGUAACUGUUCCUGACAAGUGAUUCAAUCUCCAUUCUAUUCAAAUUCUCCCCCAGUCUCUCUCAUUCCUUCUCACUGUAAUUGGCGCUUGGAACUAGAUCAAAGUUAAAUGGGUAAGAACAAUUACAGUACAACUGUCUCAGGACAUUGUUUUAUUUUUUAGGUAAUGUAAGAUUCCAUAGCCCUGCCUUCUUUUUACCAUUGUGUUUUAUUGUCUUAUAAGCAAUUUAUAUUUGUAACAUCUUUAAGUUUAUUUUUAUCUGUGACUUAAAAAAGUGAAAAUGGUUAUGCACACUGUACCUGAGUAUGUAACAAAAUAUCAUACUAAAUAAUA
Molecule: messenger RNA, 7182 nt
Organism: Myxocyprinus asiaticus (Chinese sucker)
Lineage: Eukaryota; Metazoa; Chordata; Actinopteri; Cypriniformes; Catostomidae
Product: protein diaphanous homolog 2-like
Exons: 31
Coding region: 439-3831 (1130 amino acids)
Biological process (GO): actin filament polymerization; actin cytoskeleton organization
Cellular component (GO): cytoplasm; actin filament
Molecular function (GO): microtubule binding; small GTPase binding; actin binding
Source: RefSeq, a predicted model, not a curated record